AAAAGUGAAAGCGGCUUUUGGGGCGUGUACUACCUGUGGGGCCCCAGUCCCUAUAAGGCAGACGAGUGCCUUAGUCAGCGUUGCACGGGCGUGGAAUUGCUUCGAGGAGGCUUCCUCAACGGUCUGCAGGGCUUCUGUUUCCUAGCUCCUUCUCGGCAGACGGCGGGGGCUGGUGGCAGACCAAAAGCAGAAGGGGAGAUGCUGCUCCAGCUGAAUGCCCAAUUUGAUCUUCAGAGAGAUGUGGUGCCCUGGCUUUCGAAGCAAAGUGUGAGAGCUCCGCUGGAAGACUCCAGUGCUGAUAUUUUGGGGAAUAAUUUGGAGACACUGCAAACAGUAAAUGUUGAAAGAAAUGGAAAUAUUAUUUAUACCUGGAAGGGGACUCAGGGGCACACCUAUAUUGGAUUGUAUGAUCCCAAUAGUCAAAAGAACCAGCACUUGUAUACUUUUGAAAAAGAUCUGCACGUGAUCAGCUGCUCAGUCAACAAGGAAAAGACACUGCUGGCAGUCAGUUUUCUUCAGUCAACAACAGAAGAAAGAUUAAACCUGUUUCACCCAGUGUCUAAAUGUCUGACUUUGCUAACUGAAAUUCACCCAGUAAAUAACGUGAAAGUUUUAAAGGCCGUGGAUAGCUGUAUCAGAGUGCAGUUUCUAUAUCCAGUUGCAGAAACAAAUGCUGUCCCAGAAAGCUAUCUCUUACUCAUUUCAGAAGAUAAAUAUAUUGAAAAAAUUGACAUCAGAGUUGUCAAAGAAGGAGACAAUGUGAUGAUUGAAAAUGCAAGCCAGCUUUCAAGGCAGAGGAUUGCUGAUGAUCUCAUUUGGACCCAGUGGGAUAUGAUGGAACAAACAUUAUUUUACAUUGUUUCAAAGGAAUCAAGGGACACAUUAUAUUGCAUCCAGUUUUAUCCUGAUACAAAUUUUAAACUAAUACUUGAAGCACCUUUGGACAUCUCCUUGGGUAACAUAGGAUUAAAAUUUGUGAAUUUGGAUUAUAACUAUUCUCAAGAUCAAGAGAUGAUAUCUAAACCUUUGAAUGUACAGGUUUUUACCAGUGAAACAGGAAGUCUGUGCGUAUGUUAUAACCUUGUUCCUGUUAGUCCUGAAGAAGUGACAUACUCUGUAUCCUUCCUACAUAAAGGUUAUAGUAAAACAUAUACUAUUACUUUAGACAGAGUGGAGUCCUCAGAAGUGAAGGAUCUGGCUUUUUUUAAUCUUGAUUAUUAUGUGGCUGUCUACGUACCUGGACACUUCCUGCAUCUUCUCAAUACUCGGCAUCCUGACCUGAUGUGCUAUAACUUCUUUCUAACAGGUGGGAAUGCAAAAAUUAACAGAUUGCACACUAGUGCCAUCCUUUCCCCUCUCAACUCAAUGGUCUUGGAUCGCAGCACAGGAAGCAUAUUUACUGUUGUGAUGAACAAGCAGGCCUUGUUGCAAUUUCUGUGGAACAGCAAAAUGGAUAGUGACAGACUGGCAGCACUUCACUGUUUACUUCUUCAUAUGGGAAGUACUAAGGAAUUAGAAACCCAGAUUAUCCAGUGGAUUACUGAGAACACAUCAACUUGUUUUACAUUUGACCCUAUACAGGAAUUUAUCACUGCUUCUUUGUACUGGAGAAUGUGUCUGAAAGCCAUCAAACUGGAUAAAGUUUUACCAUAUACAUCACUCUUGUACUGGAAUGAGGAUAUCCCUGGAAUCAUAUGCAGAACCCACAUUAUCUUAUUACCUUUGUUAAAGAUACAGAAUUGCAAAGGCUUCUGGGAAAAGCUAAGUUCAAGUCUGGAACGCUCUAAGUGUGCUGAGCCACAUGUGCGUUUUAACAGCAGGGUGCUUAGGAAAGAAUGGAAUAAACUUUCAGAUCAGAGAACUGAAGAGAGAACAGUGUAUACAAAAAGUGCACUUGAAAAUGCAAAAAGGGUGUUCUCCAUCUUGAAUGCAUGGAACACAGAAGAACAUAUAGUUCCUCUCUUCCAAGAAGAAGAUUACCAGCAGCAGUUGCUAACAGGACUGAUCGUUGCACAGUUGAAAGAUCAUCUCACAAGACAUCUACAGUAUGCUGGCAAAAAAAAGAUUGACCAAAUAGCUGUGGAUUAUGUUUCAAAAUUGCUGGAUCUGAUAUGCCAGAUAAUGGAGAAUGUUUGGAAGAAGCAUAGUCUUGAUACUUGGGUCUUCUCAUGUAGACAGCAAGGAAGAUCAGAUGUGAAUGUCGUGUUCCAUGUCAUGUGUUGGAUUCUACAGGCCACCAAUGGAAUGUGUGUGCCCUUGCCUCCUGGAUUUCAUACUCUGCAUAUGGACCUGGGCGUGCGAUGUCUCCCUUUGCAUACGCUCUUGCAUUACAUUGACCAUGGUGUGCUACAUCUGACAGAGAAGUGGGUAAUGAAGCUUUUGAAAGAGCUGGACAACACUGAAAAGAAUGAAAAGCUCAAACUAAGUAUCCUCACAAGGCUCCCUGAGGCAAUUGGUCAUAAGGUUAGUCAAUUGUGGGAUGAUCCUGUAAGCACCAACACUAUUGCAAGGAACUAUGUUAAACUCUUGCUUGAGAAACUGAGGAAUAAACGGUACAGUAUGCUAGUUGUGGACCGUUUGUCACCCCGAACAGAGUUUCUUCCACUUAACUACCUGGUCAAUAUGCUGGCAGAGAUGGAACGUCAAGGAUGGAUGACUUCUGUGGAACAAGAUAACAUGAAUGCAAGAUCUGUUGAAGAGUUGGCACUGAAACAUACUACAAUGCUGUUAGGCCUUUAGUAUAGUUUGCUGUGAUUAAAAGUAUUACCUCAGCAGCACCCCAGCUUUGCUAUGCCUAUUAAUAUCUAAAUGUCAGAGAUAAGAUAAUUGUUUGGUUUAGAAAACUGGUGUGAUUAUUAUAAUAAUAUUCAGGAGAAAUACUGGAACUUCUUGCUGCUUAGAGAGAGGUCAGUGUAAUGAUUCUCUCACUGUUAGCACUUUUUAUUAUUAAUGGGAUACACACUGAAGUUGCUGUGCCGAAAACAUUCACUUUCGGGUAACUACAAACAAUUACCAAAUUAUGAUCAGCUUGUCUGCUACUCAAGUUCAAAUUCUUACAUAUAAAAUGAGAGAAGAAAGGAGCACAGUUAAUAAUAAGAAACUGACAGUUGUUGUAUAAUGAUGUAUAAGGGCAUCCAUUUAUCCUCAAUGGCAAAUAAAAUAGCUGUCUGUAAAUAAUGGGAAUAAAUGUAUAGUUUUGAAGCUUGAUACUUAACAUUUCACAAAGUCCUUGUUUCAAUAAAGAUACCUGUCUUCUGUGUA
Messenger RNA from Rhineura floridana, 3261 nucleotides. It is a transcript of the gene GSAP, whose product is annotated as gamma-secretase activating protein. Gene Ontology annotation, biological process: positive regulation of amyloid-beta formation. The record is from RefSeq and is a predicted model, not a curated record. The transcript is spliced from 31 exons. Gene Ontology annotation, cellular component: trans-Golgi network. The coding region runs from base 199 to 2739 and encodes 846 amino acids. NCBI's taxonomy places the organism in Eukaryota, Metazoa, Chordata, Lepidosauria, Squamata, Rhineuridae.